Molecule: messenger RNA, 1461 nt
Organism: Knipowitschia caucasica
Lineage: Eukaryota; Metazoa; Chordata; Actinopteri; Gobiiformes; Gobiidae
Source: the annotation of a GenBank genome assembly
AUGAAAACCAUCCAACACCAGGAAAACCAUCCAACACCAGGAAAACCAUCCCACACCAGGAAAACCAUCCAACACCAGGAAAACCAUCCAACACCAGGAAAACCAUCCAACACCAGGAAAACCAUCCCACACCAGGAAAACCAUCCAACACCAGGAAAACCAUCCCACACCAGGAAAACCAUCCAACACCAGGAAAACCAUCCCACACCAGGAAAACCAUCCAACACCAGGAAAACCAUCCAACACCAGGAAAACCUUCAAACACCAGGAAAACCAUCCAACACCAGGAAAACCUUCAAACACCAGGAAAACCAUCCAACACCAGGAAAACCUUCAAACACCAGGAAAACCUUCAAACACCAGGAAAACCUUCAAACACCAGGAAAACCAUCCAACACCAGGAAAACCUUCAAACACCAGGAAAACCUUCAAACACCAGGAAAACCUUCUAACACCAGGAAAACCUUCAAACACCAGGAAAACCUUCAAACACCAGGAAAACCUUCAAACACCAGGAAAACCAUCCCACACCAGGAAAACCAUCCAACACCAGGAAAACCAUCCAACACCAUGAAAACCAUCCAACACCAGGAAAACCAUCCAACACCAGGAAAACCAUCCCACACCAGGAAAACCAUCCAACACCAGGAAAACCAUCCAACACCAGGAAAACCGUCCAACACCAGGAAAACCAUCCCACACCAGGAAAACCAUCCAACACCAGGAAAACCAUCCCACACCAGGAAAACCAUCCAACACCAGGAAAACCAUCCAACACCAGGAAAACCAUCCCACACCAGGAAAACCAUCCAACACCAGGAAAACCAUCCAACACCAGGAAAACCAUCCAACACCAGGAAAACCAUCCAACACCAGGAAAACCAUCCAACACCAGGAAAACCAUCCAACACCAUGAAAACCAUCCAACACCAGGAAAACCAUCCAACACCAGGAAAACCAUCCCACACCAGGAAAACCAUCCAACACCAGGAAAACCAUCCAACACCAGGAAAACCAUCCAACACCAGGAAAACCAUCCCACACCAGGAAAACCAUCCAACACCAGGAAAACCAUCCCACACCAUGAAAACCAUCCAACACCAGGAAAACCAUCCAACACCAGGAAAACCAUCCAACACCAGGAAAACCAUCCCACACCAGGAAAACCAUCCAACACCAGGAAAACCAUCCAACACCAGGAAAACCAUCCAACACCAGGAAAACCAUCCAACACCAGGAAAACCAUCCAACACCAGGAAAACCAUCCAACACCAGGAAAACCAUCCCACACCAGGAAAACCAUCCCACACCAGGAAAACCAUCCAACACCAGGAAAACCAUCCAACACCAGGAAAACCAUCCAACACCAGGAAAACCAUCAAACACCAGGAAAACCAUCCAACACCAGGAAAACCAUCAAACACCAGGAAAACCAUCCCACACCAGGAAAAGUGUGGAUGA